GCGGAACAUAAGUAUCAACUCAGCUGCCGAUGCCAACUGCCAUCUCGAAAAGGUCAAGCUUCUCCAACAACGCAGAGACAGAUACUGCAGCCACAAUGUCGCCCUCCAACCCCAUCAUCCCUGGCUUCUCGCCCGAUCCGUCCAUCGUCAAGGUUGGCGAGUGGUACUUUCUUGUCAACUCCACUUUUCACAUAUUUCCUGGCAUUCCCGUUUACGCUUCCAAGGACCUUGUGUCGUGGAAGCAUAUCGGAAAUGUUAUCAGUAGACCGGGACAGGUUGCUUUGAAUCGGUCAGACACUGAUGUCAAUCGUAUGCCGGAUGUUGGAGAAGUCAUGCUCGCGACUGGCGGUCUUUUUGCGCCAACGAUUCGUUACAACAAUGGUAUUUUCUACGUUGUCUGCACGAAUGUCGUGAGAGCAGCAGAGGAUACUCGGUAUGCUUUGCGGAACUUCAUCGCUACCACGAAGGAUAUCUGGUCAGGUCAAUGGAACGAUUUGAUCUGGUAUGACUUCGAUGGUAUUGAUCCAAGUAUUCUGUUUGAUGAUGAUGGCAAGACAUAUAUCCAGGGCUCAAAGGCCCCUGGACCUUACACCAAGAUCGCUCAGUUUGAGAUUGACAUCGAGACGGGCAAGAAGCUAUCUGACGAAAGGAUCCUCUGGGAGGGUACAGGAGGCGUUUAUCCCGAGGGGCCGCAUAUGUACAAGCGAAAUGGCUGGUACUGCCUCAUGAUUUCUGAGGGAGGAACACACGAAGACCAUAUGAUCACCAUGGCUCGAUCUCGCGAUGUCUGGGGUCCUUACGAGCCAUGCCCGGAGAACCCCAUUCUGGUCCCGGCAAGCAAAGACAUGUACAUUCGCCAUACUGGCCACUGCGACGUAUUCGAGGAUGAGAACGGUCAGUGGUGGGGAGUUCUUCUCGGAGUACGCAGAGAUGAAGACGGAAGAUACAACAUGGGUCGAGAGUCGCAUCUCACGCCUGCAGAGUGGACCGAUGAUUGGCUCCGCCUUGAAUCUGUCGAGGCUACAAUCGAUACAUCCCGGCUCACGAGUACCAACGCAGUGCAGGGAUUGACAGCAGUGGAGGGCGUAGAUUUCCUGUACAUCCGAGACCCAAUUUUGGAGAACUACAAGAUUGACAGCGGAAGCAAGACGAUCAGUGUAACAUCAUCAUCCGUCGAUCUAUCGCAUCCACAGGAAUCACCCAGCUUUGUGGGUAAGCGACAGCGUCUACACGCAGGCCAAAGCAGCGCAACAUUCAAGAUUAACGCAUCUUCCGCCGAGGCAAAGUUGAAGACAGGUCUGGCAGUUUGCAAAGACGAACACCGCUACUUGCGCGUCUUUUACGACACCGCUCAAAAAGCAGUGAUUUACGAAUUCGUCAACAACGCCAAGGAUCUCAAAAAGACGGAACAGCGCGCACUGGACAAGGAUAUUGACACCAUCCAAUUCCGCUUUGAGUACACAGAGCAGGAAUAUCGGGUAUAUUACACAGCCGGGAAAGACUGGGAGCAUAUUGCCACGCUUGAUACGCUCGAUAUGACUGGACCAGACUUUGUAGGUCCCGUUAUCGGCGUGUUUGCCUUGGCGCAGGAGAGUGUCACGGUUGAAGUCGUCGAUCUGCAGGUUGAGUAGCAAACAUAGAUAAGCACUUUCCAACGCCAAGUCAAUUAAGAUUGAAUUCGGCUCGGCUACGCUCCGAGCUUGUAUAUCCGGUUCCAGCCUAUUGGUGUGAAUUGCAUGCCCCAUCGUGACUCUCUAACACAUGACUCUGAUUACUGUUGG
Molecule: messenger RNA, 1781 nt
Organism: Fusarium odoratissimum NRRL 54006
Lineage: Eukaryota; Fungi; Ascomycota; Sordariomycetes; Hypocreales; Nectriaceae
Product: murein transglycosylase
Exons: 2
Coding region: 30-1631 (533 amino acids)
Biological process (GO): carbohydrate metabolic process
Molecular function (GO): hydrolase activity, hydrolyzing O-glycosyl compounds
Source: RefSeq, a predicted model, not a curated record